CCUGAUUCCAUAACAGGUUUGUUCAAAUUUUUUUUCUCUGUUGUAUGUCGAAGCGUGCUGCAAAUCUAGGUUCGCUUUUACAUCUUGAUAAGGUUUAGCCCUAGGUCCAGCGACGCUCCAAGCACAUAAAGAAAAUAGCCGGCUUCUACUCUUCACCUCUCUUAGUGUCAGCUUUAGCCAAAACUUAUUAACUUUGGAUCUUUCAAGACGAAAAUGGGUGGGUCUGCUUUGGGUGCGGAUUCCACAAGUGCACUUGAGGACAUGACUAAGGAGGACCUUGUUCAUUAUUUGCAGUUGCAGCCUCAUCCUGAGGGUGGUUUUUUCAAGGAAACCUGGAGAAGCGAAGUCGGACUGAGUAACGGGGGCCAGGUCUGCGGCACUGCUAUUUCCUUUUAUGACGAAGUAGGUAAAUCUAAGUUGUAAGCAAGUACUCGUGAAGAUUAAUGGAAUCUUCAAAGGAGCGAGAUACACGAUAGCAUCACCAGUCUUCAGCAUUUACUUGUCUCGUCUAAUUUUCUUUGCUCGACCGUGAUGAUCGUUCGCAUCUGCAUGUUCUGAAAGGUGGUAACGAUGAGGUCUGGCACCACUAUGGCGGGGCAACGCUUGAGGUCGUUGAGAUCGAUCCUGAAGACGGCAAGCUGACCAUCACCCGUCUGGGCAAGAACGUGCUCGCUGGCGAGACUCCCCAAUAUGUGGUAAAAGCAGGAAAAAUUUUUGGAAGUCGCGUACUAGCGUGCUCUACGAGUAAUGCCAGUAGUGAUAGAACAUCCUGGGCUUUAGUAGGCUGCACAGUUUGCCCCGGUUUCGAAUUUGCGGAUUUUGAAAUUUUGGACAGAGUCGCUCUCCUGGAGCGCUUCCCACAGCAUGAGAAGACGAUUUUAGACCUUACCCGCGGUUGAGCGGGUGAAUAAACACAACAUGAAGUAGUCGUGCGUAUCGGGUGAGCGGUUAUAUGAACAGAACGCUUGCAUAGUUAGGGAUACAUCGAACAUAAUAUUACAUAUGAUGCCUGGCCAUCUGCUACGAGAAAUGAAUACGUAGAUGUUGAUUUCAUAUACCGAUCGACCCUCACACUUGCUUCUUCUGGCGGCUUGUCUUUAUUUUUCUAGACGGCUAUUAGGAUAUCUCUGAUAUCAUACCCUAUAUUUAUCCUAGACAGGCUCAGAACUCCAAUGAGUAGUACUAGUCCUCGCGGUGGGCGCACGGCUAUGUUGCACAGGAUCAAAUCACAGAAACAGAUACCAUUGGUUUUAAUUCUCGCUAUCGUUCUCAACCAAGAAUUUCAAUUUUCGGUAUUAUUUCUAGCUUGGAGACACAAGAAAUCUUUGAAUUCAUGAACGAGAAGUGUCAACGACCGUAUAGCUGACCACAAAUAUGCUACUCUGUAUACUUACGC
Molecule: messenger RNA, 1396 nt
Organism: Amoebophrya sp. A25
Lineage: Eukaryota; Dinophyceae; Syndiniales; Amoebophryaceae
Source: the annotation of a GenBank genome assembly